Mangifera indica (mango) is the source of this 1413-nucleotide messenger RNA. Its product is annotated as methyltransferase N6AMT1. NCBI's taxonomy places the organism in Eukaryota, Viridiplantae, Streptophyta, Magnoliopsida, Sapindales, Anacardiaceae. The record is from RefSeq and is a predicted model, not a curated record. Bases 161 to 931 code for a protein of 256 amino acids. Gene Ontology annotation, cellular component: eRF1 methyltransferase complex. The transcript has 2 exons. Gene Ontology annotation, molecular function: S-adenosylmethionine-dependent methyltransferase activity; nucleic acid binding; protein methyltransferase activity. Gene Ontology annotation, biological process: methylation.
GGGAAGGUAUGAGAUUGGGUUUACCCCUGCCCUGGGGUACCCUACCACAUUCGUAUUCUUAUUUUUAUACACACUUGAAAAUCGAGUUUUCUGUGCUGAGCAACACAGCUCAAAUUGAAAGACCUUCACUCUCCGUGGAUUCGUAGCACAGGUUGAAAAGAUGUCUUCAAAUAUUGCUCAAAUACGCCUUGUCCAUUCACAUCCUGAGGUUUAUGAACCAUGUGAUGAUUCUUUUGCUCUAGUUGAUGCACUUCUAGCUGAUCGAGUUAACUUGUUAGAGCAUCGUCCAACUUUGUGUAUGGAAGUGGGUUGUGGUAGUGGAUAUGUUAUAACUUCUCUAGCUCUUAUGCUGGGACAGGAAGAUUCUGGGGUUCACUAUAUUGCCACUGAUAUAAACCCUCAUGCAGUCCAAGUCACCGGCCGUACAUUGGAAGCACAUGGUGUUCAUGCAGAGUUGAUUAACACCAACAUUGCAGCAGGACUGGAAAAGCGUCUGGCAAGAUCAGUUGAUGUGAUGGUUGUGAAUCCACCGUAUGUACCAACACCUGAAGAUGAAGUUGGUCGUGAAGGAAUAGCCUCUGCUUGGGCUGGAGGGGAGAAUGGCCGGAGCGUUAUUGAUAAGAUAUUGCCCAUUGCUGAAAAACUCUUAUCAGAAAGAGGCUGGUUAUACCUGGUGACUCUUACCACAAACAAUCCUUCACAAAUAUGCCUCCAAAUGAGGGCGAAGGGUUAUGCUUCUAGAAUUGUUAUCCAGAGAUCAACAGAAGAAGAGAAUCUGCACAUUAUCAAGUUCUGGCGGGAUUCUGAUUUUCCAUUGAAUACAAAGGAAGUGCCAACAAACAAAACAGUUUCUUCCAGAGUAAUGGAAACCCUGCUUUCGCAAGUUCAGCGAUUUUCAUUUAAAUUAAGUAGCAGCAGCAACAGCAGCUGAUGUACAAGCAACAGUGAAAUGAAGAUGUAAGUGUAUUUACUCCAAAAUCUGGAUAUACACCAUGUUCUGUCUUCAUGUCCAAUGUUCAUACUAUUCAUUUUCUUGGACCGAUAUUACAGGAGUGUGGAAGCACACAUGUGAUUAUUUGGUGCCACCUUGUGCUAACUAGUUGAAAGUUCAGUGAUUCAGUAAUAGCAAUGAUUUUGUCAUGAUGAGGAGCAAUGGCAUCAUGAAAUUGCUGGAUGAACCUGGUCUUUCAUCUGGGCAUGUGCCUUGUUCGGGUUCUUGGAAUAGCAAUAGGCCAUUGAUCUUAUAUCAACUUAUAGUAUCACCAUUGAUCAACCUUAUUUAUAGUUGGCUUGUCUGGUGAUUACUUUUCUUUAUUUGUUUAAUUUUGGUGCCCUUGAUUCCAAUACCUACUACUUAUUUAUAUAUAGACAGUUGAUAGUACAUCAGAACUAAAUGGCAUAUAGUAUUGUCAA